This is a messenger RNA of Rubroshorea leprosula, 3066 nucleotides long. The record is from the annotation of a GenBank genome assembly. NCBI's taxonomy places the organism in Eukaryota, Viridiplantae, Streptophyta, Magnoliopsida, Malvales, Dipterocarpaceae.
CCAAUAAAACGACGGAUGCGCCAAGUGUUCAACAGCCCUUUGUGCUAGUUCCAACUUUCUAUCCAAAGGGUGCAAACCGCCAAAGCAGGUCUAAUGAACCAAUAGGCCAUGAAACUUGGUUAUCUCAAUACCCUCCAGAACCCUCUUCUUCAACGACUUUACCCACCUUUUAAUCCCUUGAAUCUCUCUUCUAAACUCAUUCAAACCGCUACUAAAUUGAGCGAAAACCCAGAAACCAAUCCUCUGUUAACCUUGUCCCAAAAGGAUAAUUUCGGAUUUGGACCCAUCUUCAUACCCUACCUUAAACUCUUGUCCAAAUGCAAUUUCACCAAAUCUCUAACUCCAGGCAUGCAAAUCCAUGCUCAUGUAAUCCAAUUUGGAUUAACCAAAGAUCCUAAGAUUAGGAACCAUUUGAUCAAUUUGUAUGCUAAAUGUGGGGUUUUUGGGUAUGCCUGGAAACUGGUUGAUGAAAGUCCUGAACCAGACUUGGUUUCAUGGUCUGCUUUGAUUUCAGGUUAUGCGCAGAACGGGCUUUGUAAAGAAGCAAUUUUAGCCUUUCUUGAGUUGCACUUCUUGGGUCUUAAGUGCAAUGAGUUCACUUUUCCCAGCGUGCUUAAGGCUUGUACUGCAACCAAGGAUUUGGAGCUUGGGAAGCAGGUUCAUGGUAUUGUGGUGGUUACUGGGUUUGAUUCUGAUGAGUUUGUUGCCAAUAGUUUGGUGGUUAUGUAUGCAAAGUGUGGGCAGUUUGGGGAUUCAAUGAGGCUUUUUGAUGCAAUUCCAGAACGGAGUGUUGUUUCUUGGAAUGCAUUGUUUUCUUGUUAUGUGCAGAGUGACUGCCAUAAAGAAGCAGUAGAGUUAUUUCAUGGGAUGGUUUUGGGUGGAAUAAGACCUAAUGAGUUUAGUUUGUCUACUAUGGUAAAUGCUUGUGCUGGAUUGGGGGAUGGAACUCAAGGAAGGAAAAUCCAUGGUUAUCUGAUAAAGCUUGGUUAUGAUUCAGAUCCUUUCUCAAUGAAUGCACUUGUUGACAUGUAUGCAAAAAUAGGAAAUCUUGAGGGUUCUCUUUUUGUUUUUAAUGAGAUUGCCAAACCUGAUAUUGUUGCUUGGAAUGCUGCUAUUGCCGGUUGUGUUCUUCAUGAGAAUUAUGGUUUGGCUUUAGAACUUUUUGGGCACAUGAAAAGGUCGGGAAUUCAUCCAAAUAUGUUUACCUUAUCAAGCACUCUUAAGGCUUGUGCUGCAUCUCGGCUUAAGGAAUUUGGUAGACAGUUGCACCCUAGCUUGAUAAAGAUGAAUGUAGAACCAGAUUCUUUUGUAAUUGUUGGGCUUAUUGAUAUGUAUUCCAAAUGUAAUCUGAUGGAUGAUGCAAAAUUGGUUUUUAAGUUAAUGCCAAAUAAGGACUUGAUUUCAUGGAAUGCUGUGAUUUCCGGGCAUUCACAAAAUGGGGACGACAGAGAAGCUGUAUUGUUGUUUUCUUUGAUGUACAAGGAGGGGGUAGGAUUCAAUCAGACAACAUUGUCAACAGUCCUCAAAUCCAUAGCUAGCGUGCAGGAGAACAAUGUUUGCAAACAGGUUCAUGCAAUCAUUUUAAAAUCAGGGUUUGAGCAUGACAGCUAUUCUGUCAACAGCCUUAUUGAUGCAUAUGGAAAAUGUGGCCUUGUUGAAGAAGCAGCAAGAGUAUUCAAAGUGUGUCCAGUCAUAGAUUUGGUGGCUUUCACAUCUAUGAUAACUGCUUAUAGUCAAUAUGGACAAGGUGAAGAAGCAUUGAAGCUCUAUUUGGAAAUGCAAGAAAGGGGUAUAAAGCCAGAUUCAUUUGUUUGUAGUUCACUUCUCAAUGCCUGUGCAAAUUUAUCAGCAUAUGAACAAGGGAAACAAGUACAUGUUCACAUCUUGAAGUGUGGGUUUAUGUCUGAUGUUUUUGCUGGGAACUCUCUUGUCAAUAUGUAUGCCAAAUGUGGAAGCAUAGAUGAUGCAGACCUUGCUUUCUCUGAGAUUCGUGAGAGAAGUAUAGUCUCAUGGUCUGCAAUGAUUGGAGGGCUAGCCCAACAUGGACAUGGGAGGAAGGCCUUACAGUUGUUUGAUAAGAUGCUGGAAGAUGGUUUUUCUCCCAAUCACAUUACUUUAGUUAGUGUCCUUUGUGCUUGUAAUCAUGCAGGUUUGGUAUCUGAAGCCGAAAAAUACUUUGAAUCAAUGAGAAUGUUAUUUGGAAUUGAACCUCUGCAAGAGCAUUAUGCUUGCAUGAUUGAUAUCCUUGGGAGGGCAGGCAGAUUGAAUGAGGCGAUGGAACUUGUAAACAAAAUGCCUUUUGAAGCAAAUGGCUCAGUUUGGGGGGCUCUUCUUGGUGCUGCUCGAAUCCAUAAGAAUGUUGAGAUUGGGCAGCAAGUUGCUGAGAGGCUUCUGGAUCUUGAACCAGAGAAAUCUGGAACCCAUAUUCUUCUUGCAAACAUAUAUGCAUCAGUUGGAAUGUGGGAGAAUGUAGCAAAGGUGAGAAGACUGAUGAGAGACAGCAAGGUGAAGAAAGAACCAGGAAUGAGUUGGAUUGAGGUCAAAGACAAGGUAUACACCUUUAUUGUAGGAGAUAGAAGCCAUGCUAGAACUGAGGAAAUCUAUGCAAAGCUUGAUGAACUUGGUGAUCUUCUUAAUAAAGCCGGCUAUGUUCCCAUGGUAGAGAUUGACCUACAUGAUGUAGAACGAAGUGAAAAGGAGAAGCUUCUAUACCACCAUAGUGAGAAACUUGCAGUAGCAUUUGGGUUGAUUGCCACACCACCGGGGGCACCAAUUAGGGUGAAAAAGAAUCUCCGAGUCUGUGUAGACUGUCAUACUGCAUUCAAGUUCAUCUGCAAAAUUGUCUCUCGAGAAAUUAUCGUGAGAGACAUAAACCGAUUCCACCAUUUUAAAGACGGUUCAUGUUCUUGUGGAGAUUACUGGUGAAACCUAAGGAGAAAGUUUACAUUGUCACCUGAAACUACCCAUGUGAUGAUGUGAACUUAGUUCAAGGCUUAAGAGUAAAAACCCCAUUCUUUUUUAUCACUUCAACAUAUGUAUCAAACCCAAUGAAUUAAAUUAUUAUUA